Drechmeria coniospora is the source of this 1335-nucleotide messenger RNA. RefSeq lists its product as uncharacterized. Bases 1 to 1335 code for a protein of 444 amino acids. NCBI's taxonomy places the organism in Eukaryota, Fungi, Ascomycota, Sordariomycetes, Hypocreales, Ophiocordycipitaceae. The record is from RefSeq and is a predicted model, not a curated record. Gene Ontology annotation, molecular function: protein binding. The transcript has 3 exons.
AUGCCUCGGGCCUCUCUGGACGGGCGAGGUCGCAAAGCGUUGGACAGCUUGCAGGAGGAGAGAUGCAAGAUGAUGCAGCCGCGAAAGACACACGCCGACAAUCUUCGGGAAGCCUCGCCGCCCAAGACGAACCCGUGGCAGCGCAUCAAGGUCGUACCCCCGGAGCGCGACGAGCCGGCAGCGCCUUUGAGCGGGCCGAAAACGCCGAGCUCCGAGACCGAAGCGAGCGAGGAGACGGUCGAGACGGCGGAGCUGGGGCCGGAAUCGCCAACGGCAACUAGUUUGCGCCACGAGGAGCUUCGAGACGAGGGGCCGCCGCCCCGCGGAGAGAGUCGCCGCGGCGGAUUCGAGCCGGGGUUGAAUUUGGAGUGGGAGUCGGCGCUGGCGCCGGAGAAAGGCAUGGCAACAGUAUCAGGGCCCAUCUCUUUCGCCCGUUCGCUGACCUCUGAUGGCAGCAUUUGGAACCACCCGUUUGGAUCGGACGUCGUGGUGCACACGAACCACGGGACCUAUUUUCUGCACCGCAGCAUUCUCGCCAGCAACUCGGCCUGGUUUCGGGAGCGGUUGCCGGCCCCAUCUUCGGUACGGCCGACGCGUGGCCCCAUGGAACAGUUCGCGAGACUCGCUGACGCCAGCCUGAAACAGGACGGUGCCCCCGUCGAGGUUUCCAUCCAGGACGACGGACCGCUCACUUCACACUGUCUCAAGUUCUUCUACACCGGGAAGAUGGACGCGUGCGAACCCGCGACCGACAGGCCGCAGGACAUCACCUACGUGCCCUUGUGCGCCCUGCAUUACAUACACGCCGUGGGAUUGCAGGCGACGUCGAUAGCGGCCCACGUCACCCGCAUCCUGAACCGGUCCUCCAAGAGCUGGGGACAGCACCUCGAAGUCUUCUGCAAACGCCACCUCCUCGGCCCCGAACAAGGUUGGCAGUUUGCCUUCCACCUGGGGAAUGCUCUCGAUGCCGCCUUCGGACACCCCGACCGCGAUGCCCUCGGGCCCCUGCGACUGGCGCUGGCCGGUUUCCUGGAUGCCGUGAUGCCCCUGAUUGCGAGGCAGCCGAAUGUGAUCAACCUGCUGUCGACACCCACGUGGAAGCGCUUCUCACCCGAAAUCACCGACGAAAUUGCCGAAUUCCGACGGCGGCGAGGAUACUACCGUUGGUCGGAUGGCGUACUGCCGGACGAGGAAGCCAUCGGGGCCAUCUGGCGGAGAUGCGAGGACGCUGGAGGCAUUCACGAUCCGCUGGCCUUUCGAAUGACGCAGAUUCGCCUCGUCGACGGCGACGAACCAAGCCAAGGGCAGGCAGGUGCUCCACUCGGAGACGCGUAG